Messenger RNA from Fusarium tjaetaba, 939 nucleotides. RefSeq names its product gamma-glutamylcysteine synthetase light chain. The transcript is spliced from 2 exons. Bases 1 to 939 code for a protein of 312 amino acids. NCBI's taxonomy places the organism in Eukaryota, Fungi, Ascomycota, Sordariomycetes, Hypocreales, Nectriaceae. Gene Ontology annotation, biological process: glutathione biosynthetic process. Gene Ontology annotation, molecular function: glutamate-cysteine ligase catalytic subunit binding; enzyme regulator activity. Gene Ontology annotation, cellular component: glutamate-cysteine ligase complex. The record is from RefSeq and is a predicted model, not a curated record.
AUGACGAGACUUAUUCUAUCUACUGCCAAUGUCAUGUUGGCAGGCCCCUCCAUUAUCCGCAAACCCGGCAACAACAGGUCUAACCUCGAACUCGUCAAUUCCCUGCGUGACAACAUCGCCGAAGCUCAGCGCGACUAUGCGAUCGAUACGCAAGAAACAAACGGCUUCACGAACGGUGACACGCCCAAAGGCAAGCACACAACCGUCGACCUCUGGACUGAACAAGAAGGCGAUGCGCUGUACGUUCCUCGCAUUAAUUGGAACGCCGCUGGCCUCCAAGAGGAACCCAGCCAGUAUGAGAUCACUGUCAAGUUUUUCGUUCUCCCGGGUAUGCCAGUAGCUGCUCGGGAACAACACGUUAAAGAGGCUCUGGACUUGGUCCGGAGAGAACUCGGCAUUCAGACCAUCGACCUCCUGAUUGUAUCUUUUCCUGGCAUUUCGUUUGAAGGAAACUGCGAAUGGGAAGCGGAUAAGACCAAUGCCCAGCAGGGCAACCUCGAAGAGGAGCUUGCGACUUGGAAGGUGUUCGAGGGCCUACACAAGCAAGGCCUCGUGAAGCGUCUUGCUGUGGCCGAGUUCGGCAGCGAGAAACUUGGCGCUUUUGUCAAGCGUGCGAGUGUCCGGCCCGUCAUCGACCAGAUCAACCUGCGAAACUGCUGCGAUGUCCCACCUCCGCUGAAAAAGCUAGCCGAGGAAGAAGGCGUGGAAUUGCAUGUUCACAACGACUGUAUCGAUAUUCUUCCGCACGGCACUCUUCGAGAACUUCUUAGCCACGGGCACAAGGGCGCAGGUCUCCUUGCUGAUACGGGUAACAGCGGUGCGGGUUUGACUGGAGAGAUUGUCCCGGAAUGGGUAGUGCGAUACACGGCGUUCGUACAGGAUCGAGGCGUCAUAGAGAAUAAGGGAUAUUUCGCUGGAGCGGAGCUGGUGGCACGAUAG